GCAGACACAUUAGCCAAAGACGCAACCUUUCUUCCAAGUUUCAACAAAGGCAACAACAUCAAACAAAGAGAGGAAAAAAAAAGGCGUAAAGUAAAAGAAAAAAAGAAAAAAAGAAAAAGAAAAGAUGCCACUACAGAACAGUGUCCACCACUAUUGGAUACCUCUCCUUUUGUUGUCUUUUUCCCCCACUUAAUCCCUCCCCCACUUUCUCUACUUUCCCAACACAUUUUUCCUCCAUCCCAAGCUUUGUAUUUUCCCUAAUACCAUUCCUAUUGUCUUCCUUCUGAUUCUUUUUUUCCUUUGCUUCAAAUUCCUUUUCUCAUUUCCACUUUUCUUUGUCAGCUUCAGUUUCUACUCAGUAUCUCCAGUCUGGGUUUGGUUAAUCUCUGAAAUCUUAGAAAGGGGCAUGUAGAAGAUACAACAAGAUUGUAUUUUUGGUCUUUAUCAACUUACCCAUCUGAGUUUCUCUCUUUCCACUUUAUAUUUGGGUCUGUAAAUAAGUAACAAUUAGUUAUAGUUGUUGAGAGAUUUCACUUUUCUUUGUCAAGCUUCAGUUUCUCUUUAGUAUUCUGGGUUAGGUUUACUUUCGAAAUCUUAAAAGGGGGCAUUUGGCUGAUUCAGCAAGAUUGCAUAUUUACUUCUUUAUGUGCUUACCCAUCUCAGCCUCUCUCUGUUCCACUGUUGUAUUUGUUCUGUAAAUAAUAGUCAGUGAUAGUUGUUGAGGGACUUCACUCUCAAGAUUGGACAUUUUUCUCUGUUUUAUACUGUUAUUGCGUUUUUAAGUAAAAAUAAUUGAUAAUUUUGAGGGGUACUCUGAUUUUUUCUCUCAAUAUGUCGCCAGCUGUGGUUGAUGAUGGAGUAGAAUACUGCUUUGCUAUGGAGUAUGAUGGUCCACCUAUAACCCAUGAUCUUCCACGGGCAGUUCCUAUAAAUGUUGAUAGGAUACCAGUGGCCACUGUUGUUUCACAGGUGCCAUUAUCCCACAAGUUAACUUUACCAGUUGUUCAACCUAUUUCAGCCACAGAUAUAACCAAAAGAUUUUCUAAGCAUAGUUUAGAAUCAACUGUGUCUCCUACAUCUGUGAUAGCUUUUCAAGGGGUAGAUGAAGAUGAUUCAGCUAGUAAAGAACUAGCUUUAGGCUCAGAGACUACAUUGUCCCCUAGCUCUGUUACUGCACUUGAGGAGAGAGUCUGUAGUAAUGGGGCGGCUGGUCUUUCAGGCCAGUCCAGUAGUUCUAGUCCAUUUGAAAGGCGUAAUGGCGAUGAGAGUGUAGGUGAAUUUUCUGGUUUGAUUAAUGAAUCCACUGACUUGGCAUCUUCUUCCAUUAGUCGUGAUGAAUUAUUGGGAAGGGUGGGGAGUUCUGGUACUUUUAGAUUUUCGAGUAGUUUUGAGAAAUCUAGGGACUUGUCGAGAAGUAGUCACAAUUUGAGGGCUUCGACUGGUCGAAAAGACAGAAGCUUGGAGUUCAAUGAUUUGAGCCAACCAGAUUGGGCCUCGAAUGAGUCAGUUUUGAGUCUUGAUUAUCCGUCUUCCCGUGUUUCUUCUUCACGUAAAUAUGGGGAUAGCUUUAAUGAAACUAGCUGUGAUGUUAAACGAGCUCCAGUUGUGACUUUCUGUGAUAUUGAAUCGGAGGAUGAAGAUAUUAAUGAAGAUGUUAGUGGUGCCGAGCCUGACUUGGUCCGACCAAAGAAAGAACCCGCAGUUAAGGUGAAGAAAGGGGUAUGCUAUCGUUGUUUUAAAGGGAAUAGGUUUACUGAGAAGGAGGUAUGUAUCGUUUGUGAUGCAAAAUAUUGCAGCAAUUGUGUGCUUAGAGCAAUGGGGUCUAUGCCAGAGGGAAGAAAGUGUGUCAGCUGCAUCGGCUAUCCGAUUGAUGAAUCAAAGCGAGGCAACUUGGGCAAGUGCUCUAGGAUGCUCAAGCGAUUGCUAAAUGAUUUGGAGAUUAGGCAGAUUAUGAAGGCGGAGAAACUGUGUGAAGUGAAUCAGUUGCCAUCUGAAUAUGUAUGUGUGAAUGCAAGGCGUCUUUCUCCUGAAGAGCUUGUUAUAUUGCAGAACUGCAUAAAUCCGCCAAAGAAGCUGAAACCUGGGAAUUAUUGGUAUGACAAAGUAUCUGGUCUCUGGGGAAAGGAAGGACAAAAACCUUCACAAAUUGUCACUCCCCAUUUAAAUGUUGGAGGUCCCAUUAAGCCAAAUUCUAGCAAUGGAAACACUCAGGUCUAUAUAAAUGGUCGUGAGAUCACCAAACCUGAGCUACGCAUGUUACAGUUAGCAGGAGUACAAUGUGCUGGCAACCCACAUUUUUGGGUGAAUGAGGAUGGUUCAUAUCAGGAAGAGGGACAGAAAAAUACCAAAGGAUAUAUAUGGGGCAAGGCUGGAAUGAAGCUGGUUUGUGCCGUACUCUCUCUUCCAGUUCCUUCAAAAUCAUCUAAUACUUGUGGAGAGCAAGUUAAUAGUGUGGUUAGUCAAGCCGUACCUGAAUAUCUUGAACAGAGGGCACUAAACAAGCUACUUUUGAUUGGAUAUAGUGGAUCUGGUACUAGCACUAUAUUUAAGCAGGCAAAAAUUCUUUACAAGGAUGUUCCUUUCUCGGAGGAUGAGAGAGAACAUAUCAAAUUGUUGAUCCAAAGCAAUGUAUAUGGAUACCUUGGUGUGCUGCUUGAGGGCCGCGAGCGCUUUGAGGAAGAGAGUUUGAAUGAAUUGCGCGAGGGUUCUUUGUCUUGUGACACUAGGCUGACAGGGAAUAGCACUGGGAUUGAAAAGAAAACAUUAUAUUCCAUACCUCCGAGAUUGAAAGCAUUCUCAGAUUGGCUUCUCAAAAUAAUGGCCACGGGUAAUCUUGAAGCCGUUUUCCCAGCCGCAACACGGGAAUAUGCUCCAUUAAUUGAGGAGUUGUGGAAUGAUUCAGCCAUCCAGGCUACUUAUAAGCGGAGAAGUGAACUGGAAAUGCUUCAUGACAUGCCUUGUUAUUUCUUAGAGCGGGCAGUUGAUAUUUUACAAACAGACUAUGAACCUUCAGAUGUGGAUAUCUUAUAUGCUGAGGGUGUUACUUCUUCCAAUGGACUUUCAUGUGUGGAUUUCUCAUUCCCAGAUUCAGAAGAUUAUGAUAAUCUUGACAGCAGUGAUCAUCCUAAUUCUGUGCUCAGAUUUCAGCUGAUUAGAGUACAGGCAAGGGGGUUCAUUGAAAAUUGUAAGUGGCUUGAGAUGUUUGAAGACGUUCGGGUGGUCAUUUUCUGUGUUUCAUUAAGCGACUAUGACCAAUAUGUUGUUGAGGAAACUGGGGAGACAGUUAACAAGAUGUUAUUGAGCAAGAAACUUUUCGAGAGCAUCGUAACUCAUCCAACCUUUGAUCAGAUGGACUUCCUUCUCUUACUAAACAAGUAUGAUUCUUUCGAGGAGAAGUUAGAACAUGUUCCUUUGACGGAAUGCGAGUGGUUUGACGAUUUUCAUCCAAUCGUUAGCCGGAAUCGCUCCAACAGCAACUCCACCAGCAUCAACCAUAGCCCUUCGUUGGGCCAGUUGGCAUAUCAUUAUGUUGCAGUAAAAUUCAAGAGGCUGUUUACUGCUCUCACUAACAGGAAGCUGUAUGUUUCACUAGUAAGAGGUUUAGAACCAAAAACAGUAGAUGAAUCGCUCAAGUAUGCAAGGGAGAUAAUUAAGUGGGACGAAGAGCGGCUAAACUUCAGCUUGAGUGAGUACUCAUUUUAUAGCACUGAUGCAAGUUCCUUCUCACAUUGAACUCAUGAAUUCUUUUUCCCAAAAGAAAAGUUAUGUCCAUAAGAGGUUGUAGUGUAUAUACUGAGAUGGUAAAAGAAGAAAGCAAAGCAGAAUCAAUGGGCAGAUGAUCUAAGUGCUUUGCUUUGGCCUCUUGGAUUACAGACUUGAGUUACUUCAAAUCUAACGCAACUGAACGGAAAAGUGGAUCCUUAUAGGACCGAGAUACGUUUGCCAAUGAAUGAGCACAAACACUUAUUUUUACAGAAUAGGCUUGUAAAUGGCUAAUUUGGUGACGAACAGAAAAGAUAUAGAUUUGACAAUUUUUGUAAUAUUGUAUGUAUCUCUCCGGUAAUGUAAUCAAAUUGUAGGAUAUA
This is a messenger RNA of Nicotiana attenuata, 4085 nucleotides long. RefSeq names its product extra-large guanine nucleotide-binding protein 1. Gene Ontology annotation, cellular component: heterotrimeric G-protein complex. Gene Ontology annotation, biological process: adenylate cyclase-modulating G protein-coupled receptor signaling pathway. The record is from RefSeq and is a predicted model, not a curated record. Gene Ontology annotation, molecular function: guanyl nucleotide binding; GTPase activity; G-protein beta/gamma-subunit complex binding. The transcript has 8 exons. Bases 832 to 3732 code for a protein of 966 amino acids. Lineage: Eukaryota; Viridiplantae; Streptophyta; Magnoliopsida; Solanales; Solanaceae.